Messenger RNA from Cucumis sativus (cucumber), 1815 nucleotides. Its product is annotated as DUF21 domain-containing protein At2g14520. The record is from RefSeq and is a predicted model, not a curated record. Gene Ontology annotation, biological process: magnesium ion homeostasis. Gene Ontology annotation, cellular component: intracellular membrane-bounded organelle. The transcript is spliced from 11 exons. The coding region runs from base 238 to 1515 and encodes 425 amino acids. NCBI's taxonomy places the organism in Eukaryota, Viridiplantae, Streptophyta, Magnoliopsida, Cucurbitales, Cucurbitaceae.
CACCUUCUUCUCUCUCUCUCUGUCUCUAAUGUACACCUACACGUUCACCUCUCUCUCUCUCUGAUCAAACGUAUAUUCUCUCUCUCUUCUCUUUCUCUCUCAUUUCUAUCUAUAUAUACAAAUCCCUCUUUUCUCUCCCACUGUUUCUCUAAUGGCUCUUGUCCACCGCCAACCUCUCUAACUCAACCCCUUUUCUUAAAUUUUCCUAUUUCCUCAACUCACCGCCGGCCGGUUUGAAUGGCCGUCGAAUACGAAUGCUGCACCCCCAAUUUCUUCAUCCAUAUUCUUAUCAUCGUUCUUUUGGUCCUCUUCGCCGGCUUGAUGUCCGGUCUCACCCUUGGCCUCAUGUCCAUGAGUCUCGUCGAUCUUGAAGUUCUUGCCAAGUCUGGUACCCCCAAGGACCGCAUACACGCCGCAAAGAUAUUGCCAGUUGUCAAAAACCAGCAUUUAUUGCUAUGCACCCUACUGAUAUGCAAUGCAGCAGCCAUGGAGGCACUUCCUAUUUUCCUUGAUAGCUUGGUUACAGCUUGGGGUGCUAUUUUAAUCUCAGUUACAUUGAUUCUUCUAUUUGGCGAGAUUAUACCACAGUCUGUUUGCUCUCGGUAUGGUUUGGCAAUUGGAGCAACAGUUGCUCCUUUUGUCCGUGUUCUUGUUUGGAUUUGCUUCCCUGUUGCAUAUCCAAUCAGCAAGCUACUAGACUUUCUACUGGGCCAUGGACGUGUAGCUCUUUUCCGUCGAGCUGAACUAAAAACACUUGUCAAUUUGCACGGUAAUGAGGCUGGAAAGGGGGGAGAGCUGACACAUGAUGAAACCACUAUUAUUGCUGGAGCUCUUGAAUUGAGUGAGAAGACAGCUGGUGACGCCAUGACUCCUAUAUCUGAAACGUUUGCUAUUGACAUCAAUGCGAAGCUCGAUAGGAAUUUGAUGAAUCUUGUUCUCGAGAAAGGGCAUAGCAGGGUGCCAGUUUAUUAUGAAGAACCAACCAACAUCAUUGGUCUUAUCCUGGUUAAAAAUUUGCUUACUAUCCACCCAGAUGAUGAAGUUCCAGUAAAAAGUGUCACCAUUCGAAGAAUUCCUAGGGUUCCAGAAACUAUGCCAUUGUAUGACAUUUUGAAUGAGUUCCAGAAAGGUCAUAGCCACAUGGCCAUUGUUGUUAAACAGUGCAACAAAAUGAAUGGGAAAUCUGAUGAUAAAACGAGUGACGAUUCUCAGAAAGAUGUUAGAAUUGAUGUGGAUGGUGAAAAGCCCCCACAAGAAAAAACUUUGAAGAACAAGAGGCCACUUCAGAAAUGGAAAAGCUUUCCCACCUCAAACAAUUCAUUCAGGAGUGGCUCUAGAAGCAAGAAAUGGACAAAAGAUAUGUACUCUGAUAUCCUCCAGAUAGACGGAAGCCCUCUUCCUAAGCUCGCCGAGGAAGAAGAAGCUGUCGGCGUCAUAACAAUGGAGGAUGUCAUUGAAGAACUUUUACAGGAGGAGAUCUUUGAUGAGACAGAUCAUCAUUUUGAGGACUCAUGAUAGUGGAUAGUGAAGGGGAAUGGUUGGUUCUACUUAUAUACACACGGUUAGAUAAUGACGAAAAUAUUAGUUGAAUUUGUUGAUGUUCUUUAUAGAUUUUGGAACCUACGAAACUCAAAUGGAAGAUUUUGAGGAUUAUAAGAAGCAGGAAAGUACGUGUUGUAGUAGAAGCAGAGAAUGAGUAUGUUUAGAUGUUAGUAUGAAGAAGAAGGGGAAACUCAAAUUUCAGAUUGGCAUAUGUUUCUUCUUUUCUCUUCCCUUUUAUUGUAUAAAAAAAAGUUCCCAUCAUCUCCAUCUGCA